This is a messenger RNA of Acaromyces ingoldii, 740 nucleotides long. Its product is annotated as RNA-binding domain-containing protein. Bases 67 to 678 code for a protein of 203 amino acids. The record is from RefSeq and is a predicted model, not a curated record. Gene Ontology annotation, biological process: RNA splicing. Lineage: Eukaryota; Fungi; Basidiomycota; Exobasidiomycetes; Exobasidiales; Cryptobasidiaceae. Gene Ontology annotation, molecular function: mRNA binding. Gene Ontology annotation, cellular component: nucleus; cytoplasm; exon-exon junction complex. The transcript is spliced from 4 exons.
CACCAGCGUCAGGGUAGUAGGUGAGCUUCGAUCCUCACUACGAUUGAGACCUUGAGGGAAUAAGCCAUGGGGCGAGAAGGCGACGUCGACUUUGCCAACGGAAGCGAGCGGAACCGUCGAGAUGAUCGGGAGGAGUCUCCAGCUGAGCGGGAUGGGAUGGAUGUAGAGAUGGACGGCGAUGAAGAAGCAUCCUCGUCAGUGCGACGGAAAGGCCGAGGAUUUGAUCCCAGAGGUGGCGCUGGACCUGAUCCGAUGUCAUCUGAUGGGGUCCGAUCGGGAAAGUUCGACCUGUUGGAUUCGUCGAGUGGCACGUCAGGAGAUCGAGCGGCGCGCUCUAUCGAAGGAUGGAUUGUGCUUGUGACAAAUAUCCAUGAGGAGGCGUCGGAGGAGGAGGUGACGGACAAAUUGUCUGACUACGGCGCAGUCAAGAAUUGUCACUUGAACCUCGACCGACGAACUGGCUAUCUCAAGGGAUAUGCCUUGGUUGAAUACACAACGUACGAAGAGGCCACAGCGGUCAUCGAAGCAUGCAAAGAGGGCCUCACGCUCAUGGACAAGCCGCUCAAAGCCGAUUUCGCAUUCGUUCGCCCGCCAGCACUUGCAGGUCGCGGAGCAGGAGGAAGGGGGGACAGAGGAGGUCCACGAAGAGAGAGAAGUAGGAGCCCGGCCCGACGAUAAAGGGCAACAAAAGGCGUUGUAUAAUGCUGUACAAAUCAUGAGUCUCACGAUUAGCCAUCCUG